AUGGCGGGUCAAGACAAGAAGAAGUCCAAGAAGGCUGGUGGAGCUAAGGGCGAAACAAGCAAGGUGAUCACUGAUCCCCGAUUCGCCAAUAUCCAGUCGGAUCCCCGUUACCGUCUCCCCAGCAAGCGCCAUACCCAUGUCAAACUCGACAAUCGGUUUGCGCGUAUGCUCGAAGAUGAGGAUUUUUCUCGCAAUGCCCCAGUCGAUCGUUAUGGGCGUAAAUUGGCACAUGACGAUACAAAACAGCACCUGAAAAAGUUCUACCGUGUAGACGAAGAUGACGAUGACGAAGAAGAAGAUAACGACGACAAGAUUAGCGUCGCAGAUGACGACGAAGUCCAAAAGGAAUUGACGCGUGUUGACGCCCGUGGUUACGACCCUGCCCGCGAUGGUGGAUUCUCCGAUUCCUCGUCUGAAGAUGAUAGUUCUAGUGACGAGGACGACGAUCCCGAACAGAUAGAGAACGAAGAAGAGGAACUUGAGUUUCCUGACAAGCAGCGAGAGAACGUCCCUCUCGGAGAGGUCACAGACCGGAUAGCCGUUGUUAACUUGGACUGGGACAAUAUUCGGGCGGAAGACUUGAUGACAGUUUUUUCAAGUUUCUUGCCAACAGGGGGGCGUGUUCUGAAAGUUGCUAUUUACCCGAGUGAAUUCGGGAGGGAGCGCAUGGAGAGGGAAGAGAUUGAGGGUCCCCCGAAAGAGAUUUUUGCCAAAAACCAAGACGCCUCAAGCGACAAUGAAGAGGAGCUUGACUCGGAUGAGGAAGAGGAGGAAAUCAAAAAGUCCAUGCUGAAAGCCGACGAUGGCCAGGAAUUCAAUACAACGCAACUGCGGCGUUAUCAACUAGAGCGACUACGUUACUAUUAUGCCGUCCUCACUUUCUCCACCAAGGAUAGUGCUAAGCAUGUCUACGAUCUUGUGGAUGGCGCCGAGUACCUCUCCAGCGCCAACUUCUUUGACCUCCGUUUCGUCCCCGAGGGCACCGAUUUUGACGAUGAUAAGCCCCGCGAUGACUGCACUCGAAUUCCCGAUGGCUAUAAACCAAACGAGUUUGUGACAGAUGCUCUACAACACAGCAAAGUCAAGUUAACCUGGGAUGCGGAUGAUAAAUCGAGGAAGGAAGCUCAAGCACGCGCGUUCCGUGGUUCACGACAGGAAAUCGAGGAAAACGACCUGAAAGCAUAUUUGGGGAGCGACAGCUCUGACAGCGAGGAUGAGGAAGAUGGCGGUGUGGAAGUGGUUGACAACACCACCGGUGAAGCUGCAACCACUACGUUGUCCAAGCGGGAAGCCGAGAGACAGCGCAUGCGUGCCUUACUGGGCCUGAGCACAGAACCCACCCGCUCUUCCAAGUCAAAGGGCCCUGUCGGUGAGAUGGAAGUGACUUUCACCUCCGGUUUAGCGGGCGGAAAGGGCAAAGAUAGCAUCUUUGAGAACGAGCCAGAAGUCGACGAGAGCACAAUUGAUAAAUAUGUGCGAAAGGAGCGUGAGCGUAAAAAGAGACGAAAGGAGAAACUCAAGGCCGGCAAACAAGGCGGCGAAGCCUCCGAAGAGAACAAAGAUACACAAGAUCUCAGCGACAUUGAAGAGGCUUCUCCAGCUGAAGCUGCUGAAGAAGAUCUUGGAUUCAAUGACCCUUUCUUCGAUGACUUUGAUGGGAAGGCCAGUUCAGCGGCUAUUCGCAAGGAGGAGAGACGCAAGAAGCGUGAGGAGCGGGCUGCCGAGGAGGCUGCAACGGCUGCUCAGCGGGCUGAACUUGAGCUCCUAAUGGUAGACGAUGAGAAGACCGAUAUCAAGCAUUUUGACAUGAACGAAAUCGAGAAGGCAGAAAAGCAAAAGCGAAAGAAGGGCAAGGCUCGAGGAAAGAACAAGCAUCCGGUUGUUGAAGAUGACUUCAAUGUGGAUACCACUGAUCCUCGAUUUGCGCGUCUAUUCGAAAGCCAUGAGUUCGCUAUUGAUCCGACUAACCCCCGGUUCAAGGCCACCUCCGGCAUGAAGGCCUUGCUUGAUGAGGGCCGUAAACGCCGACAUGUCAACGAUGAUGCUGAGGUUGAGGCAGUUCCUGACAACCAAGACCGCAAGAAGAAGCAAAAGAAGGGAUCUAAAGAGUCUAGUUCCGCGGAUCUCAAACGGCUGGUAGAUAAGGUCAAACGCCAGUCGAAAGCUUGA
Messenger RNA from Penicillium angulare, 2169 nucleotides. Its product is annotated as pre-rRNA-processing protein ESF1. Gene Ontology annotation, cellular component: nucleus. The coding region runs from base 1 to 2169 and encodes 722 amino acids. Gene Ontology annotation, biological process: rRNA processing. Gene Ontology annotation, molecular function: RNA binding. The record is from RefSeq and is a predicted model, not a curated record. Lineage: Eukaryota; Fungi; Ascomycota; Eurotiomycetes; Eurotiales; Aspergillaceae. The transcript has 2 exons.